Molecule: messenger RNA, 4025 nt
Organism: Musa acuminata subsp. malaccensis (wild Malaysian banana)
Lineage: Eukaryota; Viridiplantae; Streptophyta; Magnoliopsida; Zingiberales; Musaceae
Product: translocase of chloroplast 101, chloroplastic-like
Biological process (GO): protein targeting to chloroplast
Cellular component (GO): chloroplast outer membrane
Molecular function (GO): GTPase activity; GTP binding
Source: RefSeq, a predicted model, not a curated record
UCCAAAGACAACCAAAGCGCUCCCCCGUCCGUCAAAAGCGACGCCCUUUGCUCGACGCCAACCUCCCUCCCUCGCUCCUCUUCCUCCUACCACCUUUCGGUAUCGUCUCUUUCCUUUACCUCCUUUCGCUUUCUCCCCUUCCCUCUCUCGUCUCCUAGUAAUUUCUUUCAAGAGUUUGCUCGAUCAAGAGAUCUGGGCGAAGAAAGAGUCAGGUCUCCGCUGCCCUUCGCCCGGUGUGUGAUCUCCAUUCGCGAGGUUCCCAGGGAACUGGGCGGACGCCGCCAAAGAGGAGUGCACGUCGGGGGACGUGAGGAUGGCAGCGGCAAAUGGGGAUUCGCGGGGCGGAUUUGAUGGGGGCGUCGAAUGUGAUUCUCAGGAAACUGAGGAUGGAUCGAAGUUUUAUAAAGAAAUCGAGGUCUUUGAGGAGGCCUUAGAGCCGCCGCCGCAGCAUUUUCUUCCCGAUUCUGGUGUGGCGAGUGGAGUUGAGGAUGGAGCAGCGACUGAAUUAGGACUGUCCAUUGAGUCGCGAGAUCUACAGACCGUGGUGCAUGAGAGGGAGCUUAAUGAAGAAGAAAUGAUUGUCGAAAAGUUUUAUGGUGCUGAAGUAGAAGUUCAAGAGGGAGAAGAGGAAGAAAAGUUGGACACAUCAACUCAGCUGUUUCAGAGACAUGAACAAGAAGAUGAGGAGAAGGAAGAACAAGAAGAAGAAAACGAAGGAGUAGAAGUCAUUGUUUCUGGUAAGUUGGAUGCAUCAAUUGAUUGUCAAAAUAUCAAUCAGAAUUUUGAAGAACAUGUAGUGGUUGUAUCUGAGGAAGGGACCAGAACUUGUGAUGAAUGUGACUGUGCGUGCAGCAAACCGGAAGAUGUGCAAGAACCCAUGUCUAUUCAAUCAAAUUAUCCUAUUUCAAGUAGUGAGGCUGCAGGUGGGAUGGGUGAAGUUACAAAUGGAUCUUCUUUUAUUGUGGAUGACAAGGAAUUAACUGUUGGGGAUGGUAUUAAGGAAUUUGCUGGAAACAAGUUCAAGUUCGAAGAGAUCGAGAGGAUGAAAUUAGAUAGGCCAGAUGGUCUUCCUCAUGAAGGUCCUGAAAAUGGAGAGUCCCUUGAAGUAACUUCUGAUGAGUGUGGGAAAAAUAAUGACACUGAAUCAAAUGAACAGUUUGUUCAUCAAAAUGGGCGACAACAGAUGGACAUAACAGCUCAAUCAGUAGCUGUUUCUGAAGAGCCAGUAAAAUUUCAGCAGCUGAAAGAAAAUAGUGCUGAACCUGAUGAUGGUUUUGCACCAAGGAAUGGACACGCUUCUGUGAAAAAGGAAGAUGGCGGUGUUGCAACUAACGGACAUGCUAUUUUGGAAAAAGAUGGAUCAUCCUGCUCUCAUGUCCCCAAUACAGCUAAUGGUCCACUAAAAGAAGACAAGGCAGAUAUCCAUGUAACCACCAAAAAACUUCAAAUAGAAUCUGUUGAAAUUUUAAGCUGUUCAAGUUCUAUAAUUGAUGACAACAAGAAGAAUGCUAGUCCAUCACCAUCACCAACACCUUCUAUCCCAAAUCCUGAAAAUUUGGGGCAUCCUGGUUUCUUGUCUCGUCCUGCUGGCCUUGGCUCCUCUGUUCCUUUAUUGGAGCCUUCUGGUCGUUCUCUUCAGCAACCCAAGGCUAAUGGCUCUGCUCCCUGGAGGUUAUCUCAGCCAUCUGAAGAGCCACCUGCUGACGAUGGAGAGGUGAAUGAUGAGACACAUGAAAAGCUCCAAAUGAUCCGGGUUAAGUUUCUCCGUUUGGCUCAUAGGCUUGGGCAAACACCCCACAAUGUGGUAGUUGCACAGGUUUUAUACAGGUUAGGUCUGGCCGAACAACUUAAGAGAAACACAAACAGACCAGGUGUAUUCAGCUUUGAUCGAGCUAGUGUUAUGGCAGAGCAACUUGAGGCUGCUGGUCGGGAGACCUUGGACUUCUCUUGCACGAUAAUGGUCAUUGGAAAAACAGGAGUAGGCAAGAGUGCUACCAUCAAUUCUAUAGUUGAUGAGAUUAAGUUGCCAACGGAUGCCUUCCAGAUGGGCACGAAGAAGGUCCAAGAAGUAGUGGGCACGGUACAGGGGAUCAAGGUGAGGAUUAUUGACACACCUGGUCUGGUCUCUUCCUGUUCAGAUCAGCAUCGCAAUGAGAAAGUACUUCAUUCUGUCAAGAGGUUCAUCAAUAAAACUCCUCCAGAUAUCGUUCUUUACUUUGAUCGGUUGGACAUGCAGAGUAGGGAUUAUGGGGAUGGUCCGCUGCUACGAACCAUCACCAGCAUAUUUGGAGCAUCCAUUUGGUUCAAUGCAAUUGUUAUUCUGACACAUGCUGCAUCUGCUCCUCCUGAAGGUCCAAAUGGUAGUCCUUUGAGUUAUGAAACGUUUGUGUCUCAGCGGUCUCAUGUUGUUCAGCAAGCAAUUCGUCAAGCUGCUGGGGAUGUACGGCUUAUGAACCCUGUUUCCCUGGUAGAGAACCACUCAGCUUGUAGAAUGAAUAGGGCUGGCCAGAGAGUACUACCAAAUGGUCAGGUUUGGAAGCCACAGUUGUUACUACUUUCAUUUGCUUCCAAAAUUUUGGCCGAGGCCAACAUGCUUCUGAAGUUGCAGGAUAGUCCUCCUGGUAAGCUGUUUGGUUCUCGUCCAAGAGUUCCUCCGUUACCUUUUCUGUUGUCCUCUCUUCUCCAGUCAAGACCCCAACUUAAAUUGCCAGGAGAGCAGUUUGGUGAUGAUGACAACUUGGAUGAAGAUGUGGAUGGGACAUCUGAUUCUGAUGAGGGUUCAGAUUAUGAUGAAUUGCCACCUUUUAAGCCUCUCACCAGAUCUCAAUUGGCAAAGCUGAGCAAAUUACAGAAGAAGGCAUAUUUUGAGGAACUAGAUUACAGGGAAAGGCUCUUUUAUAAGAAACAGUUGAAGGAGGAGAAGAGGCACCGAAAAUUUGCGAAGAAAAUGGCAGAUAUGGCCAAGGAUAUGCAAGGUGGGCACAGUAAUGGGGAUAUGGAAGAAGAAACUAGUGGCCCAGCAUCUGUGCCCGUACCUAUGCCAGAUUAUGUUCUUCCCAAUUCUUUUGAUUCUGAUAAUCCUACUCACCGAUAUAGGUUUCUGGAUUCUUCGAACCAAUGGCUUGUCAGGCCUGUGCUUGAUUCCCUGGGCUGGGAUCAUGAUAUUGGUUAUGAAGGCUUGAAUGUGGAAAGAGUGUUUGUUAUCAAAGAUAAGAUCCCAAUGUCAGUCUCUGGCCAGCUUACAAAGGAUAAGAAGGAAUGUUCUCUUCAAACGGAGGUGGCAAGUUCAAUCAAGCAUAGUGAAUCAAAAGCGACUUCAUUAUGCCUGGAUAUGCAGACUGUUGGGAAGGACAUAGCCUACACAUUACGUGGUGAAACGAGUUUUAGAAAUAUCAGGCGUAACAACACAGCCGCAGGAGUUUCAGUUACUGUACUUGGGGAUUCAGUGUCAGCUGGCCUAAAGUUUGAAGAUAAGUUGAUGAUUAGCAAAAGAUUCAGAGUUCUUCUGACCGGUGGUGCAAUGGCUGGUAGAGGUGAUGUAGCUUAUGGAGGCCGUCUUGAGGCAACUUUAAGGGACAAGGAUUAUCCUAUAGGACGGGCUCUUUCAACUCUUGCACUGUCUAUUGUUGAUUGGCAUGGAGACCUCCAACUUGGCUGCAAUCUUCAAUCUCAGCUUCCCUUGGGCAGAGGAACUAAUGUAAUCGGUCAUGCUAACCUGAGCAACAAAGGAACAAGUCAAUUCGGUAUUCGUCUGAAUAGCUCUGAGCAUCUUCAGAUAGCUUUGCUCGCCUUUGUUCCCAUAUUAAGAAAUGUCAACAAAAUAUUAUUUGGUUCUUCUCAGUUUAUGUAAGCUGUUGGCUAUGAGAAAGGGGUAACAUGAGAAGCUGCUCAGGACCUGGAAGUGACCUUAGGAAUCCUCUUGUACCCCAAGGAAAAGGUUUUUGGUGGAAUUUUUUUCUUUUUUUCCUUAGAAUUUUACUUUAUGUAUGAAAUAGAAUGAAUAGCCUGCUAGAAUUGUCGCUUGA